Molecule: messenger RNA, 756 nt
Organism: Effrenium voratum
Lineage: Eukaryota; Dinophyceae; Suessiales; Symbiodiniaceae
Source: the annotation of a GenBank genome assembly
AUGUUGCACGUUGGUUGCUGCUUGAAAUUCCAAGGGGCCGUGACCAUGAGCGGGUCUGACCAAAGCGUCGGACCGGGACCAAGCAAUGCCGAGCUGCAGCAGAAGCUGAGCAUCCUGGAGAAGCGACUGGAUCACAUUGAUUGCCAAGGCGCGAAGAGCCCCGGGGUCCUCCACGAGCGGGUGACCAAACUGGAGGACCAGCUCGCGCAAUUCGAGGUGAAGCUCGGGGAGUGCAGUGGUUCUGCUAGUGGCGUGAAGGAGGCGCUAGUCUCACAAACUUCCCAGACCAACCGCAUCGAGGAGAAGCUUUCGAGCCAAUUGCAGGUCGCUCAGGCCAGCAUUCAGGCAUGCUGCGCGCGGCUCGCUGCCAUGGACGAGCAGCUUGACAGCGCCAUGCGCACUGUGGCCAGUUUGACGGCGGAGGUGAAUCUGAAGCAGGCGACUCCGGCCCAUGCCCCCUCUGAGGACAUUGAGCCCGUGCAAGCACAAUUUCACGACGUUUUGCUGCAAAUCUUGGGCCGUCUGUCAGCCUUGGAAAACCCGAGGUCGGUGCCAGAGGCACAGAUGCGCAGCCAAGACUCGAACCAGCUCGAAGUGAAGCUGCAGACGUUGACGGAGAGCCUCGAGCGGCUGAACUCGGAGGUCUUGGAGGUGACUGCGCGUGUGGAGGCGCAGGCCGUGCACGUGGUCUCGUGCCGGAGCCGACUGGAUGCACUCGAAGAGCCUCAGUCAGAGAUGGGCCCACGGCGUUCGUGA